AUGGCAAAUACUAAGUCACGAGGAAGAAGAGCCGAGAAAAAGGCCAAAGAGGCAGAUAUCCAGGCUGCAAACGUAUCAGAAGAAGCUACUCCAAGCUCGACGGCACCGGAAAAUAUCCCCAACACCUUUUUCGGUCUUGUUGACGCUAGUGAGAUUGACUAUUUCAAACAAGCCGAGUCGACUUUGAAUUUGGACUCGUUUGAGAAUGACGACGAGAGAACCGGAUUCGUGAAUUCGGUGUUAGAGGAAGCAAGGGGCAAAGAAUUGAAGUUGGUGACGAAUCAAAUCUGUUCGAAAUUGAUGGAGAGGAUGAUUUUGCUCGCUAAUGCCACGCAAUUGAAGUCGAUAUUUGAGAAUUUCGCGGGCCAUUUCGUCUCGUUGGCUUUCCAUAAAUACUCUUCGCAUGUAUUGGAAACAUUGCUUGUUCGAUCAGCGGCGCUAGUUGAGAAAGAGCUUACGCAGACUGACGAAAUCAAGCCCGAACAAGAAGAUCAAAAAAUCGAAGAACGAAUCGAAGAACAAGGGGUUGUGAUUGAGGAUCGCCGUCACGGGGACAACAAUAGCAAGUCGAUGGAGGAGAUGUUCUUGAGCAUGGUGAAUGAAUUCGAGCCGCAUUUGAUGACCAUGAUCGAUCACCAAUACGCGUCGCAUGUGUUGAGGCUCUUGAUCUUGAUCCUUGCUGGAAAGGAACUUCCCUCGACAACCACGUCGAACUCAACGCUUCGCUCCAAAAAAUCCAAAAUCGCGAGGAAAAUGAUCGAAAUUAAGGAUAACGAGGAUUUCAAUCGCGCGUUUCAGACUCCUUCUUCAUUCAAGAAUGAGUUACGCAACAUUAUCCUGAUAAUUGUCAAAUCACUAGAUACCAAACGGGCGAGAGAGCUCAGUAUACACAAGGUUGCCUCGCCUGUGAUGCAACUCAUUGUAAGAGUUGAAGGAUUAGUGGAUCGUGAGCGUGCCAUGUGGCAUCUUGUAUUCGCCAAGCAAUCAGACGAUAAAGUGCCCGAGGAAGAGUCAUUUGUCGAGUAUUUGCUAUCCGAUUCAGUCGGGUCGCAUUUCUUGGAAGGGAUAAUCAAGAAUGACGGCGCUAGACCUCAAUAUAUUGAAAGAUUAUACAAGUUAUACAUGAAAGACCGGGUGCUCAAACUAGCUAAACGCGCCACUACAGGAGUCUACAUAAUACAAGCCCUAUUAUUCAAAUUGAAGCCAGUUGAAGUUGAGCUCAUUCUAGAUGCGGUGAUUCCCGAGCUAGCCAACUUGAUUUCGAUUGCCGAGAAUCAAAAUUUGGACUUGGCGCAACGAGUCAUUGACGCGUCGAUCGCGAGGGGAAACUAUAAACGUGACGAGAUCAUUGACCAGUUUUUCAAAAAAUUCGCUCCAAAUUACGACUGGACUAAUCCGCAACCAAACACCACGACUGAGUUUAUUGAAAACGUGUUGCAGUUGACUGGGUCCACGCUCGGCAACACCAGGAACGACUGGCCUACCGCGGAAGAGAGAAGACGCGCUUUGUUCUUGGAGAAACUAAUGGAGCUCGAUUACAGAUUUGUGAUUUGCACAUGGUUGAACUUGAUGGCGUUGUCCAGCGAGAAAUUGCAGCAAAUGUGUCUCCAUGGUGUCUUUUCGCACGUGGUGGAGGAUUCGCUAGUUGUGGAAGCAAAUGAGCCCAAGAACGUCCAGAUCUUGCGGAAAAGGGUGUUGAAUGCGUUUCAAGGACACAUGGUGGCGUUGGCUUGCAACUCGUACGGCUCGCACAUUGCUGAUAAACUAUGGAAGUUCACGGUGUUGUUGCCGAUGUACAAGGAUAGGUUUGCGCUGGAAUUGGUCAGCGAUGCGACAAAAGUCAAAGAUAGCAGCUAUGGGAAAUUGGUGUGGAAGAACUGGAGCAUGGAGUUGUUUGUUCGAAAAAAGUUUGAUUGGAAACGGUUGGUCAAGGAGCAGGAGCAAGAGUUUUUGGGCGAGGGCGUCGAUGACGAGAAUAACCAGGUGGCUGUCAAGAAGCCCAUCGAGUUGAAAAUGGAGAGACUCGCCGAGGAGAAAAAGAGGCAGCAGGAGCAAGCUGAAAAAGCACAGAAUGGAUACACGAAAAGAAAACUCGACGAGUUGACACUGGGGAAUGAAAAAAGACAAAAGCUUAGAGGCCGUAGGCGUGAAUAA
Lodderomyces beijingensis is the source of this 2154-nucleotide messenger RNA. The record is from the annotation of a GenBank genome assembly. NCBI's taxonomy places the organism in Eukaryota, Fungi, Ascomycota, Pichiomycetes, Serinales, Debaryomycetaceae.